AAAACGUGUUUCUAAUGGUUGUAUGUAUAGAGCUUAGAAUACCUUUAUUUUUGGUUGGCAAACCAGGCAGUUCCAAAUCAUUGGCUAAAGCUAUUGUAGCUGAUGUGAUGCAAGGGAAAUCAUCACGAUCGGAUUUCUUCAAACAUUUCAAACAGACCCACAUGCUAUCAUUUCAAUGCAGUCCGUUAUCUACAGCCGAGGGUAUAGUUAGCACAUUCAAGCAGAGUGCUAAAAUUCAGAAAGAGAAAAAUUUGGAUACUUUUGUUGCCACUGUUGUUUUAGACGAAAUCGGUUUGGCUGAAGAUUCUUCACGAAUGCCAUUAAAGACAUUACAUCCCCUACUUGAAGAUGGCUGUGAAGCAAAUGAAGCCCGUGAACCACAUAAAAAGGUUUCGUUUGUUGGAAUAUCAAAUUGGGCUUUAGAUCCGGCUAAAAUGAAUCGAGGUAUUUCGGUCCAGAGAGAAGUACCAGAAACUAAAGAGUUAAUAGAUACUGCAGAGGGUAUUUGUCAGAAUUCAUCAAAAGUACACAACUUAAUAAAACCUGUACUGAAGAGCCUAACUACAUCUUAUUUAAAAGUAUUUGAAGAAGCUAGACAAGAAAGGGAAUUUUUUGGUCUGAGAGACUUUUACAGUCUGGUAAAGAUGGUUUAUUCGUUUGCUGAAAACAAUACUGAAACUCCCUGUUGGCAUCAGUUAGAGCAUUGUAUACGCCGAAACUUUGGAGGACUAGACUCAAUUGAUGCCGUGGAAAUAUUUGGUCGUCAUAUUGAAAAUGUCAGAUUAGAUGAAAGACGUCAUGAAGGAGAUCCAAGUUGUACACCUUUCGAUCUGAUUAAAGCUGGACUUUUUGGAAAUCAAAGUGACAGUCGUUAUUUACUACUUCUUACUGAAAAUUAUGAAGCUUUGGGGAUUUUACAAGAACAAAUAUUACAGAACCAUAAAGUACAAACAAUCUUUGGAUCUAGUUUUCCACGAGAUCAGGAAUACACUAAGGUGUGUAGGAAUAUUAAUCGUAUUAAAGUAUGCAUGGAAACUGGACAGACAGUCAUUCUACUGAAUCUAGAAAAUCUUUAUGAAAGUCUGUAUGAUGCCUUGAACCAGUACUAUGCAAAAUUUGGAGGUGAACGUUACGUGGAUUUAGGACUUGGAUCUCAUCGUGUCAAAUGUCGAGUCCACAAGAACUUCAGGCUUGUUGUUGUGGCUGAAAAAACUACUGUUUAUGACAAAUUUCCAAUUCCAUUAAUAAAUCGUCUAGAAAAACAUUUCUUAACCCAAAAUAACAUAAUGUCUGAAGAUCAAGCUAAAAUGUCUGAAAAGUUGAAGAAAUGGGCUGAACAAUUGAUACAAAAAUCAACUUCUUAUAGUUAUAGUACCAUUGAUAAACACACUGUUACUGUUGAAGAUGCGUUCAUGGGUUAUCAUUCUGAUGCUGCAGCUUCUGUUGUGAUGAAAGUUUGGACAGAUUUUUCUACAGAAGAAGAAGAAAUGAAAUUUAUUGAGUGCAAGAAAGCAUUACUAUGGUGUUGUAGUCCAGAAAUAAUACUACAGAUAGAAAACAGACAACUAUUUACAGAGAAAGAGUUUGCACAAACUACUUACUUUGAAGAUCAACAACAUACAGAUAUUUUUAAAUAUGUAAAUGAAAACAUUACAAAUAGGACAAAACCUCUGUUUGCCCAGAUUACUACUCAUUCCGCUUUACUAACAGAGGAUGCAAAACGAUGUUUUACUCAUGAUACCCGUCUUCUUCAUUUACAAUCUUUUGAUACGGAGCAACAGUUCUGUAAAGAAAUAAGGUCAUUUAGUCAGAAAGCUGAAGAUGAGACUAGAAUUUUGAUUAUUCAAAGCGAUUCACAGAUUGCAAACAGAAGCUUAGUUAAAUGUGCUCAGUAUUGUGUAGAUGAUAAUUUACCAAAGGAUCUUGUUAAUUUUCAUGUUAUAUUUAUUAUACAACUGGAUAGAAUAUCUCAACAACGAUUUACUGGAUACCAGGGUGGUAAAUGGCACUGUUUACAUAUUGAUGAUUUACAUCCAACCAAAGACUUUGGUGCAACUUUGAUGCAGAUGCAACAUCUGUCAAUGGCUGAUUUAUUUAGAAGAAGUGAUUACCGUUGUGAAAUAUCAGAAGAACCAAUAACACCAAAUGAUAUUCAACCGGAAGGAAAGACGAGUCCAGUAUUUACCGACCAGUAUAUUAUAUCACAGAUUACGGCCCGUGUACAAGCAGCUGUUGGUAGAGUAUCAGACGAUAAAAAUCUGUUUGGUAGACCAGCAGAUAGAGUAUCUAUAUUACUGCGUUUACUUAAUGACGCUGAGGGGGAAUUUAGUCAAGGGAUAAUACGUUUAAUAAGCUAUUUAAUUAAACAAAAAGAGGAAAAGAUGGGGAUAUAUUUUGCCGAAAAGUGGUUGGCUAAGGAAGCCUGUAAACCUGAUAAUAUCAACAAAGCAGGAACGUUCAGGAGAGCCUGGUGCCAAUAUCUAGAAGAGAAAAUCACCCCUAUACUUGCUGGUAUAAUUGCCCACAUUGAUAAGAAUUUAAAUCUAAACAUCAUUGUUGAGAGCACAGAUUGGAAGAAAUCGGUCUGGUUGAAGAUUCUAGGCAGACCUUCGGUGUGCGGUUUGAAAUACACAGAUCUAAUAUCAACAGAGAAAAUGGAAGAAUUAAAUGAAUUUGUUGUUCGUAAUACGGGAUAUGGUCGACAAUCCUUCCAAGCAAUAUUUCCAUUUUCUUGGUUAUUCUAUGAUUUGACUGAAACAGCACUCCAUACAUCAGUUCGUGAAGAUCCAAGUUUGACAGGUGAAGAAAUUGUAAAACAUACAGUUCACGUUAUUGAAAAAAAUGAACUAUUCAAGAUACUAGACAGAUUUGUUGUUUCUAAAGAAGAAAUGUUCAGCUCUUAUAUGAGUGAUUUUAUUGUGAUGACGUAUGGCCCUAAAGACAAAGAUAUUUUUGAGAUUUUAUAUGAUAUUUUAUCAAGUGCCUUGAAGCAGCGUGGAUUUCAUGUAGAAGAUCUGGAUAUCAGUUUCAUUAUAGCUGUUGUACAUUAUAUACAUACCAUAGCUCAAUAUAGAAUUCAACACUUUCUGGAAAUUAUUUACCUCAAGCCUGAUGUUUUACGUGCGAUAGUUGAUAUGAAGGCAGAGAAUACUGGUCAUUGCUUAUUGAACAAAAAUUACAUGACAGAAGAUGUUUUGGGAUUAUGUGCGUUUAUGGAGAUGAUGACACCACAUACAGGCAAAUUGGACAAUCCAGAUGGUAGACGAGAUUGGUAUAAAGAAACAUGUAGAUGUUUACCAGUAGCUGAAAAAAUACUGGAUUUUAGUUCAUCAACAAAAACAGUUAAAGGACUGGAGUAUCAUGAUGCUUGUAGAGAUCAGUUAACACAAAUAAGAUGUUUGUGGACGAAAAUUGUUACUAUUACACUGUUCGUUGAGCAUUUCUCACCAGCAGAUGAAUCUACUGCUGCUCUAUAUCAAUCCCUCAAAUGGCAGAUACUCUGGCAUUUAUUAAAAGAAGAUGUCGACUUGCACAAUUUGGAUUCUUUAGAAAAGGUUGAAAAAUUCCUGAAAUUAAUAAACAAAGCCGUAUUACACAAGCUUCUGGGGGAAGUAGCAUCUUGUACACAGUGUAAUACCAAAUUCGAAUCGGCACCAGUAAAACUUCCAUGUGGUAAUAAAAUCUGUACUGAAUGUAUGAUUGACAUGCAAGAAGAUGGGGAGAAACACUGUCGGCGGUGCGAAAGAGAAAACCCAGACAACUUUAAUGCUGCGGCUUCAAACCGGGAAAGCUCGAGACAAUUAAAGACCUUUCAUAGGCAUUGUGACUCAUUUCUGAUGGCCAUGGUAUCUAAACUGUGCUUUAGUUCAAACACCGCACCUAGUGAAGAUGUUGUACACAGGUUGAUGGAAUAUAUAACAGUUAAAAAAACAGCUAGAACUGGAGAAUUAAAUGUUCAUCGCGUCAAAACGAAACCAAUGAGUUUAUUCAUUCAUGAAAUUGACCGUACUCCAAUAUGCAGACUCUUUUUCCUGAAACUGCUUAUUCGUCAAAGCGCUGAAUACACAUCAAGUUAUCUACAUGACUUUUUCGAGGACGCUAAACAAUUAAUUGAACAAACUAGUAGAAGAACAUCAAAAGUAAAUAAAUCUUCUCUGGUAGAAUUCAGUGCUUUGGUUUCAUAUUGCCUGGAGGAUGUAUAUUAUGAAAACGCUUCUGACUUUACAGACCAGUGUAUCCAAGAAAUAGAUGCAGCCACAAAAAGCUUAAAGGCAGCUGCAGAAUAUUUCAGACAAAGAGAUAAAGAUGAGAUUUCUGUGAUAGAGCAACUCGAGAAUCUAGUGCGUUGUAGAUAUGGACUGGUUGUAGCAGCUAAAUAUCUCCAUCAUUUCUUUAUUUCAAAAAGCUUGAAUAUGUCAGAGGAAUUCCGUUCAUUGGUAGAAGCCAUUAGAAAUGUUAUCAAAAUAGAAACUACAAUGAUGUGGCCAAAGAUGUUUUUGUUGAAACAAAUUUGCCGAAAAUAUGGAACUGACUGUUAUGAAGAAAUUAUGAGUAAUGACCAAUACAAAUGGAUUGGUUUAGAAAGAAAAAGGCAAAUGGUUCCGGAUAGAUAUGUUAUUUAUGGUACAGACUACACAAAUGUCCUGCAGACACUAAGACUUGUUGAUUUAGGAGACGAUAUUAAAACACUACACAGGAGUUUAAAGAAAAUAAACAAGAAAAGACAAGAAUUCAUCUUUUUAAUGGUAUUACAGAAUACAGUAUCAACAUUUGAAAAUGAAAAAACUAAACAAAAGCUUGAUGAAUUCAUCAAAGGCAAUGAUAAAUUCCAAUUAAAGAAUGUAGCACUUGAGUUUUUAUCAACCUCAGAAGAGCAGAAGAAUCAAUAUAUAGGUGUUACUACUACAAACCACAUAGAAUCUAAAAAUUUGGAGAGUUUGCUCUAUCACUGGUUAAUAGUUUUAAAUUCGGCAUCUAAAGGUGGAUUGUUACAACCUUUGUAUACAUUAUUAGUGGAUCCCAGCAGUAUGGAGGGGGUGUUUUUACCGACAAUGCCUGAAGAAACUCUGGCGGAUAUAUCAAUGGUAAUAAAAGCAAUGAUAACUCGAGCAGACCAGGUCACUGUAUACAGGUGUCCAAACGGUCAUGCUUAUCUUAUCGGCGAGUGUGGUAGGCCAUGGGGAGUUAGCAGAUGUAAUGAAUGUAAUGCGGAAAUUGGUGGCGUGCGCCAUAAAGCAGCAGACGGAAAUACUAUAGAUGAUGGACAUGAUAGAUCAAAGACGGGUCAUAUCCUGGGUCAAGCAGAUCAGCGUCCAUUAGAAGCCAUUCCAGAAAGAUCUAUGUCACCAUCUGUUUGUGCUAUUAUACGAAUGAUGACUCAUAUGUCAAUGAUGUUGGGAGCCAAACAAAAUCCAGAGGGUGUAGCAAAUUUGAUUAAUCCACCAAUUAAUGAAGAUGUUGAAGUUUACUUUACAUGUCAUUUGCAAAAAGAUGUAGCUGUGCUACAGAAGGCACUACAAAAGAGUUCAGAUGAUGUUUAUCUGCUGAUUCAUCUUAUUUGUCAACACCUGUUAUAUAAUUUACCAACAGGUGGCGGAAUUCAUUUGUUGGACACCAAAGAAAGUAGAAAGAACUGGGAAGAUGAAGUAUCAGCAAUUAUAUCCCAAAUUCUGCAGAGUAUGGAAGGCAGACUGGCCAAUGCUAAUCAAACGAUUGUGGAAAAUAGCAGUUCAGAUGAAAGUAAUCUUCUCAAAAUACUGUAUGAAGUGGACAGUCCAGCAGAAAAUACGGGUUUACAAAACCUUGAAACUAAUCCUAUUCUUUGGCGAUACAGAGAGAGGAUAACCGUGGAACAUUUCUUGAGACAAUUCCAACUUAAAGUUAUAGAUCAAGACAAUCAACGUGAUGCACAAACCUUCCAGUUGAUUCGAUUAUUCAUGCAAGAAAAAUAUUGUUUACAAGUCUUGCAGUUUUUACCAGAUAUAAUAAAACUACAGUAUACUCUUGUGAUGACAUUCUGUCGCAAGGUGGACAGGAGCGGAGCUAAACGUUUAACUAUAGGAACUGUUUUAAACGAAUGUUUUGGUGGCAAUGAUGAGAUUCGUUUGCAAUUUGAAAAUCUUAUUCGUACCUGGGAAACUCUCAAGGAAAAACUUAUUUCUCAUGUGUGCCAUCUCAGGGAUGGAGGCAGACUUGUAAUUCCAGAUGAAUUCCACAAUAUGAAGAUGGACAAGUCAACAAAGCUAGACUUUAUAUUGCCAUCUGUCAAAGGCCCAGGAGUCUGUUCAUAUAUCAUGACUGAAUACUUACUUCGUAAACAUAACAGCUGUUUAGAAAGUUAUUGUUUACUAACUAACCAGAGAUUUGAAGAUGUUCCAGUCGUUGAAAUAAAGGACAUUAGUUCUUACCAUUUGAUAGCUUUCCACCUGGAAAAGGAUAUUCUACCAUUAGUUCUCAGUAACUGCAAUUAUUCAUUUCAACUUGAUAAAUCCGAACCCGAGGAGAUCUAUGAUUUUGGUGGAUUUGAAAAUCAAUUAAAGGACACUGUAUUCACUCGUAAAUCCCGUAUUAAAACAGAAGGUCAUAUUAUACCAAUUGAUGCUAUGUUGUUUAAAGCAGAUUCCAGUAAUGCUGUUGUAUUUAGUGCUUUAAGAAAUAAAAUUCCACAGGUAUCGCUGAAACUGGUAUUAAAACAUCAAUUAUGUGAAGAAAUACAGAAGUUACCUGAUAUAUGUGAUUCCCUCAACAAUUUAGAUAUUGCUAACUCCUUCUUAAAAUCUCUUGGAGGUGAUCCAGAAGCUAAUUUACAUCAAUUCAUGUCGGGCACUCUGAAGAUGAAAACAACAAUAUUUUCUCAAACAGCAAGAAAUGAAUGCCAGUUUAAACAUCUCCAAUGUUUGUGGUUGACAUUGUCAUUUGAAAAAGACAAAAGAUUGGCAGCAAGCAAUAAGGAGUCGUUUGUAGAUUUAGAUGAUGAAGUAAAGAAGGAGAUAGAAGACAAUGAUGCUGAAUAUUUCCGUCAAACAUAUCAGCAAUAUGGUGUAGACAAAUUGAAUGUUUUAUUACAUGUUAUUUAUGACUCUAUCUUACUUCGUAUUGCACAAACUAAAGAUCCCGAAGAUGAUGUUGAUUAUCGAGCAAUGAGGUUACGAGAUAUAUUAAUAGGUGAAUUUGAUUCACCACCGUAUACAGAACCUCCAACAGAACUCAUACAAUUAAACAUAGAAAUGUUUAAUGACUGGCCAGAGAGCGUUUUAGGAUCACAGGCUAUACAAGUAUGGAAAUUACUUCUUGAGGUUUACAUGAAGAAAGAACGAGAAUUAUAAUACUAUAUUAUAUAGAAAAAUUUGUAUUUUUAAUAUGAAUUGUUUUGUUUUAAGCGUUUUCAUACAUUUUUACUUUAAAACUAUGUUUGUAUGUAUUAAUUUGCAUAGUAGGUAUGUUACAGAUGUUGUAUAAAAUAUCACCGUUUAUUUAUUAAACUUUAAACCAUUUACAAACACACUCACCUUUUCUUUUUUAAAUUUAAUAUAUUUUAAUUUGUGUACAUUAUUUUUUAAUCGAAACUUUUCUAUAAAAAUACAAUUUCAAGAAUUUUUCAACUUGCGUGCAAACCUAAAAUUAUCUUGAUAUACAAUCCACCAAUGACUUUCAAAAAACAUUAAAUAAUCCAUAUCCAAAUACAUAUUGAUUCCAGGACCUGUGAUGUCUAACCGCCAAGAUAAUAGGUCUUUUUGAUAGUCUUCAAACAUUUAUUUAAAACUAAGGCCUUUUUUUUAAAUGUAGCUUCGCUUGAUGUUAUUGUUCUUCUGUAGAGCAGUGUUUAUAAAACAGAAAGACAUUUUUGAUAAUCGAUGUUAAAUAUUAAACAUUUUUACCACUUUAAUUGUUAAUCAUAAUGAUUUUAUUUUGACAUUUUUCUACUAGUUUUUAUCUGCUUAUGCCAUUCUAGUGUUGGCAUCCAUGAAUGUCCGUAGGUCCGUCAAGAAUUGCGUUGUAAACAGUUUUAAACAGGUUAUUUUAUUUUUUUAAAAAUUGGGUGCAAAACAUUGGGGUCAUUAUAGGACGAACCAUAUCGAUAUUCAGUUCCCCCACCGCUGUUUCCAUAUAAUUUCUUAUUUCGAUCAAAUGAUAUAGAUCUUAACAGUUUGUUUCCAAACAGGGGCGGAUUGGGGCCGAGAACCGGCCCGGGCUCCCGUGUCAGAGCGGCCCCUUUUACUGACCGCGGAAAAUUGUGAAAAAUGAACCCCAAAUAUGCGAUCUGAUUAUAAUCUCUGUCAAAUAAUAUAUCUCAUAAAUCGAUUAAUUUAGGCCAAAACCCCGACCUGCAAUUAAUUUACAACCAUCAACCUGUGAAACUAUCAUAUCGUCAUAUUAUUAAUUAACGUAUUAUCAUUGUAUCGUCAAGAGUCAAGAGAAUUUAACUGGUUAAAAAAUGGGACUAGUUGAGAAAAUUUUGAAUAUUUGAUUAACCAGUUAGUAAUGGAUAAGUAGGAAUAUUUUCAUUGAAAAAUGUCCCAUUUUUGUUGCCGGGAGCGCUAGUUGAUUCCUCCUAUGAUGAGGGAGCCACGGUGGCUGGGUGGUUAAGACGCGGACUCGCUAGACUGGAGGUCGGGUGUUCGAUCCCUGCAUUGGCCGAGAAAGUUCAUCUGGAUUUUCCGACGUGGUUUCCCCUUGUCAGUGAUGCAGGACAGAGGGCCUGACAAGGACAGCUGUCUAGUCAUUCGGAUGAGACGAAAAACCGAGGUCCCGUGUAUACAUUAGAAUGGCAGUUGGAAUUCGAUAUAAGAGUAGGCGAUAGUGCCGCUGCCCGGGCAAAAUUUCCCCCAUAGCACACUGUGGCGUAUGCCCGUCUUCAUUAGCCCAGUAUAGGAGCAGAACAGUAGGACGUUAAACCCCAUUUCAUUUCAUUUCAUUUCCUCCUGUGAUGGAAGGCCACGAGACACAUUGGUACAGAGUGACUAAAGUGAAAUUCACGACAGCUGCUUUUUUGAAUUUUGGAUUUGUUCUGCCAGGUAAAUUAUUUUACCUUGACUCCAAACUUGACAUUUCUGGCGUAUCCGCACAAACAGGGUGCAGGUGACGUAAUAAUUAGUAAAUUUGCGGUUUUUAUUUCUGUGACGGUUUUAUAUCGAAAAACCGAAAUAUCGCCCAGCUCUACUGUGGUCCUGGACGGACGAACCCUAUCGAUAUUCUGUUUUGAACGACCUUUUAGUAUUCCACAGUUACCCUUCCGUUUUCCGAAUACAUUGUAAACUCGAUAGAGAAGAUUUUUUCUCAAAUAUGCUGUGAAGCAUUCGGGAUAUGAGGACGAACCCUAUCGAUUAUUCAGCAUUUCGCCACACUCUAUUCCGAAAAUCAUGUGAACGCGAUAGAGACUACAGCUUUGGUGUGAAGCCUUGGGUCAUGCCGAUAUAAAUCCUAUCGAUUUACAGCGUUCUGGAGUAACCCUUGGUUUCGAAAACAUUAUGAAUUUGAUAGAGGCUUCAGUUUUGAAUGGAUUGUUUUCCAAUUUGGCGUAAAAGAUUAUGACUGUGAGACGAUGAAUCCUAUUACUUUUCAAAUUUAGUGUGAAGCAUUCGGAUCGAAGAUAAAUAACCAUGUUGAUUUUCAGCAAUCUAGGAGUUUCUGUUCCAAAAUUAUAUUAUGUGUCCAGAAAACCCUGUGAACAUAAUUACGAUCAUCUGUUUCUUGAAGACAUAAAUGAUCCUUUUCAAAUUUGGUCAGUUCGGGUAUGUACAUGACUGUCUGUGUUUUGUUAAACAUAGCUGCUGCGUGGGUGUAUCUCAGGGUUUUGAGUGGCACUCGAUCGUUAUAUCUGAUAUCACAUGAAUAUAGUAUAAUGUAUGAAUAUAGUAUAAUGUGUAGGUUGUCACCUUUAUUGUGAUAUAUAUUAAUGUAAUUACAUGUAACUCAGUAAUUUUUAUCCUGUGCAAACCGAAGGUAGCGGCGAUAUUGAAAUCUGCCCAUUCGUCCUGCCGUCUUCGGGAUAUCUUUAUGAGACGGCACGCACAUCAACCUUUCCGUUUUCGUGAAUCCCUGAUACUUUUGGGUUCACUUUAUAAAUACACUUCUAGUAUUUGGUAGUUGAUUACACCUAUAACACAGAGAUUAGCAAUCUCUAUACCUUCUAGAACACGUCAAAGGGCGCUGAAUCUUGAUAACUGAGUAUUAUUGUUCAAGUUUUAUGUUUUGCUUAUUUCUUUACUAUAAAGUUUUUAUAAAAUACAAUUGAUCUAUUUUGUUAUUAUUGAUCAAAAGGUUUCUGUGACUCAUGGUUGCGUAGGGUUCCAUAAUAUAAAGAUAACAGCCAAUUUUAAUGGAGAAAUAUAUUUCAGUGAACAGAAUCGGUUAACUAUGUGAGCUCUUAGAACCAAUUAUUCAAGCCUCGAGCAACCUCCUGUAGCUAUGUUACCGGGUAUACAUUUUCAAAGAAAUAUUAAUGGCCACAGUAGGCACCAUUUCGGUCACUUCCUGUGAGCGGUUUCAAGCACAUCAGGUUACCACAUUAUUAUUUCAUGUGGCCCGCCUGAAGAUCGCAAAAAUCAACCGAUUCCAGUGGAACUUACGAUCAUAAUAAUGUAAAUAUUUAAGGGACGACUGUUGACCAUACAAUAAUAAACCGAUUUCUCUGAAAUCUAUAGAUUAUGAUAACAUUAAUAUAUAUCUCAGAGUAGACUACCACCCCACCCCCACCCUGCUCAGCUACAUAAUUUCUUUUGUAAAUCAACCCUUUUUAUGGGAAAAGUGUGCUUUAUCCUUUAUCGUCAGAUGUGGGACAGGAUGGGCACUCAAAGCACGAGAUAAUGAUAUAGACAUUAUGUGAUAUCACAAUUAAUGCUUUGCAUCCAUGAAAUUGAAUCACAAUGUCAUUGUAUUAAUUCAUAAUAAAAAUUGACGUCAAA
This is a messenger RNA of Patella vulgata (common limpet), 10904 nucleotides long. RefSeq names its product E3 ubiquitin-protein ligase RNF213. Gene Ontology annotation, molecular function: ubiquitin-protein transferase activity; ATP hydrolysis activity. Lineage: Eukaryota; Metazoa; Mollusca; Gastropoda; Patellidae. The coding region runs from base 15 to 7325 and encodes 2436 amino acids. The transcript has 50 exons. The record is from RefSeq and is a predicted model, not a curated record.